Penaeus monodon (black tiger shrimp) is the source of this 498-nucleotide messenger RNA. Its product is annotated as BCL-6 corepressor-like protein 1. The transcript has a single exon. The record is from RefSeq and is a predicted model, not a curated record. NCBI's taxonomy places the organism in Eukaryota, Metazoa, Arthropoda, Malacostraca, Decapoda, Penaeidae. The coding region runs from base 1 to 498 and encodes 165 amino acids.
AUGCCAUUUCUGCUUGACAAGCUGCUCUUGCCCCUGCCCCUGUUCCCGAUCCUACUCCUGCUCUCAUUCCUGUCUCUCUCCCUUCCCCUACUUCUGCCCCUUGGCACUGCCCCUGCCUCUGUUCCUAUUCUUAUUCCUGUCUCUCUCCCUUCCCUGCUUCUGUCCCUUAGCACUGCCCCUGCCUCUGUUCAUAUUCUUAUUCCUGUCUCUCUCUCUUCCCUGCUUCUGUCCCUUAGCACUGCCCCUGCCCCUACUUCUGUCCUGCCCAAUUCCCUUUCCCUUACCUCUCCCACCGCCUUUGCUCUGCCCCUGCCUCUACCCACACCCCUAUGCCUGCUCCUGCCCUUAUCCCUACCCCUGGCCCCUUCUAAUGCCCUUAUCCCUAUCCCUGCCCCUUCCUCUUCCCCUUCUCCUUCCCUUAUCCCUACCCCUGCCCCAUCUCCUACCCCUAUCCCUCUCCUACCCCUUCUCCUUCCUGCAGAGAACUUAAUGUGUUAG